AUGGGCCAGGAUGGCCGCGCCUCGGAGUCGCUCUCGAAUCCGUUUAGAGAAGAUCUGGAUGAGGCAUCGGAGAGGGACAAUGAUGAUGUGGAGUACGCUGCAGUAACCGUGGUGGAGAUUGAUAUGGAAGACCUCGAGGAGGACGACGUUGACGAGGACGCCGCCUACGAUGAUGAGGAGGAUGAUUGGGAGGUAGAGGUUGAUGAGGACGACGAGGAGUCGGACUAUGGGGACAGCCACCUCCGGAUCGCGGGCCUGAGCCGCAGCAUCAAUGCUGGCCUGGUCCAACAGUUCCCUCUGUUGUCCGAGUGCAACCCACGGGGCCUGGAGGGUGACCUGGCUCACGAGCUGGCGGCCAGCACAUAUGCCGACCUGUCCUACAUCGACCCACUGAAGGCAAAGGAAGGCGAGGGCGCCGACCGGUCGCCACGCAGCGCGACGCUCAACCCUGCGCACGCGCUGCUGAUGCGGGAGGGCGGGUCCGGAGGCCCCGGCUUCUCCCCUGCCACACAGGCCCACCUGGCAAGCCGCCACCGCCUGCCCACGAAGUGGGCCCGGAUGGUGGACUGCAUGCACUCCCGCAUCUACACCGGCCGAUUCUCACAGACCGGGGACAUCUUCUACGCCGGCUUCCAGGGCGGCGGCUGCAUCAAGGUGUACGACGCAACCUCGCCUUGCUUCACGGUGCUCAAGUACAUCCACGCCCGCCAGCUGCGCUGGACCAUCACCGACACGGCGCUGUCCCCUGACUCCCGCUUCCUCCUCUACUCCUCCAUCACCUCCACGGUGCACAUGGUGGACAUCAGCGCGCGGGGGGUAGGCCCCGACGCCGCGCGCUCCAUCGGCAACGUGACAGACCUGCACGAGGCGCUGGAGCUGACCGGGGCGCGGGGCGACGUCGACGACUACUCCACGGGCGUGUGGAGCCUGCGCUGGAGCCCUUCGGGUGAGGAGGUGGCCGCGGGGACCGCAGACUGCAGCCUCUACAUCUAUGACAUCGCGGCGGGUCUAACGGUGGUGCAAAACAAGGGCCACAACGACCACGUGAACGCGGUGGAGUAUGCAGAUGACACCGGCAACCUGAUCUACACCGGUGGGGACGACAAGUAUGUCAAGGUCUGGGACCGACGUAUGCUGAGGGCACGCGCCCGGACCAAGCCGGUGGGCGUGUUCAUCGGGCACACGGAUGGCGUCACCCACAUAGACAGCAAAGGCGAUGGGCGGUUCCUCAUCAGCAACAGCAAGGACCAGAGCAUCAAGGUGUGGGACGCGCGGCGCAUGUCCCCCAGCAGCGAGGUGGUCACCGCCGAGCGGGGCGGCGUGCCCACCUUCCAGUGGGACUACAGGUGGAUGGAGUACCCCGCCCGCGACCGCCUGGUGACGCACCCCAUGGACGCCUCCCUGACCAGCAUUCGGGGGCAUUACGUGCUCAACACCCUGAUCAGGGCCUACUGGAGCCCCAUGGCAACCACCGGCCAGCGAUACGUCUACGCCGGCAGCGCAGACGGCAUCGUCCGGAUUUUUGAUGUGUUGACGGGGGCCACUGUUGCGCAGCUGCAGAGGAGGAGGGGCGGCCACGACGCCACUGUCCGAGAUUGCUCAUGGCACCCGACACUGCCCAUGCUUACAACAGUCGACUUCAAUGGCUGCAUCACCCUCUUUGAGCCGGAGUCGGCGGUGGACCGAUUCUACGACUACCUGUUUAAGGUGGUGCUGAUCGGAGACAGUGGAGUAGGAAAAUCCAAUCUCCUCAGCCGCUUCACCCGCAACGAGUUCUCCCUGGAGAGCAAGUCCACGAUCGGCGUGGAGUUUGCCACCCGCAGCAUCCAGGUGGACGGCAAGACCAUCAAGGCACAGAUCUGGGACACAGCCGGCCAGGAGCGCUACCGCGCCAUCACCAGCGCCUACUACCGUGGCGCGGUGGGGGCGCUAUUGGUCUACGACAUCACCAAGCAGGUGACCUUUGAGAAUGUGGAGCGGUGGCUCAAGGAGCUGCGCGACCACGCCGACGCCAACAUUGUGAUCAUGCUGGUGGGGAACAAGAGCGAUCUGCGGCACCUGCGCUCCGUCCAGACGGAGGAUGCCAAGUCCUUCUGCGAGCGCGAGAACCUGUCCUUCAUCGAGACCUCCGCCCUGGAGGCCACCAACGUGGAGCAAGCCUUCCAGCGCAUCCUCACCGAGAUCUACCACAUCGUCUCCAAGAAGGCACUGGCCGCGGAGGACGCGGUGCAGGCCCCCAGCAGCGGAACUGCAAUCAAGGUGACCGAGGCGACGCCCGAGGCCAAGAAGAAGGCCUCCUGCUGCGCCAGCGGCUGA
Molecule: messenger RNA, 2316 nt
Organism: Auxenochlorella protothecoides
Lineage: Eukaryota; Viridiplantae; Chlorophyta; Trebouxiophyceae; Chlorellales; Chlorellaceae
Product: Ras-related protein YPTC6
Exons: 15
Coding region: 1-2316 (771 amino acids)
Biological process (GO): proteasome-mediated ubiquitin-dependent protein catabolic process
Cellular component (GO): Cul4-RING E3 ubiquitin ligase complex
Molecular function (GO): protein binding; GTP binding; GTPase activity
Source: RefSeq, a predicted model, not a curated record